Hypoxylon fragiforme is the source of this 2392-nucleotide messenger RNA. RefSeq lists its product as uncharacterized. The transcript is spliced from 7 exons. Lineage: Eukaryota; Fungi; Ascomycota; Sordariomycetes; Xylariales; Hypoxylaceae. Gene Ontology annotation, biological process: transmembrane transport. Gene Ontology annotation, cellular component: membrane. The record is from RefSeq and is a predicted model, not a curated record. The coding region runs from base 85 to 2193 and encodes 702 amino acids. Gene Ontology annotation, molecular function: myo-inositol:proton symporter activity.
CUAUUCCUCGUUUAAGACACCUAUAAACAUCUAGCCUAUGAAGCUUAUAGUAUGGUUUAACAUCACUCCUAGAUUACAUCUAUUAUGUCGGAAAAAACUAAACAAGCACGGAUCCGUAAAACCUCAGCGUACCGCUAUGAUGAGACCACGGAAAAGGGGCAUCGUGACUCAAGGGUCCAUGUCGACCUGAACAACAACAACAGUGCCAAGAUUUCGAACCCCUUGGCGCACAUCCCCCGCGAGUAUCUUCUUGGUCAAGUCACGAGAUUCGCUGAGUGGCACGGCUUGACCGAAUACGUUCCGCUCAUGCGUAAGGGGGCCAUUCUCGCACAAGAUCCUACGAAUUUCGAGCAAAUCGAAGGCCCUGAAGCACUUGAAGCUGAUAAGAUCAAUGCUUUGAAAAAAGAAAUGGCUAACAAGUGGCGUGUGCCCUUGCUCCUUUACUUGACCAUCAUUACCUGCUCCAUAGGAGCAGCCGUUCAAGGCUGGGACCAGGAGGGCAGCAACGGGGCCAACUUAUCAUUCCCUAAGCAAUUCGGUAUUGGCGGGACCUCCGAUCACGAUGUACUGCUUGUCGGUCUCAUCAACGCGGCCCCUUAUAUCGGAUCCGCCCUCAUCGGUUGCUGGCUUUCGGACCCGUUGAACAACUUCUUUGGCCGGCGAGGGACCAUUUUUAUCUCGGCCAUCUUCUGUUUACUGACUCCCAUCGGCGGAGCUUUAACCCAGAAUUGGCAACAAUUCUUCAUCUCGAGAAUACUCCUCGGCAUCGGUAUGGGUAUAAAGGCUUCAACAGUACCGAUCUUCGCGGCCGAGAACAGUCCAGCCUCUAUCCGUGGUGCCCUAGUCAUGUCAUGGCAACUUUGGACUGCGUUUGGUAUCUUUCUCGGGUGUUCUGCGAACCUUGCUGUUGGUCAACUUGGUAACAUCGCCUGGAGGCUCCAAGUCGGCUCGGCUUUCAUCCCAGCAGUACCACUCACACUUCUCAUCCUUUUGUGUCCGGAAUCGCCACGAUGGUACAUCAAGAAGCGCAGGUAUCGGGAUGCCUUUAAUUCGCUUUUACGACUCCGUAAUCAUCCAAUCCAGGCCGCUCGAGAUCUUUAUGCCAUUCAUACCCAAGUAGAAAUCGAGCUGGAAGCUAUCGGUGACACAACUUAUAUCAAGCGACUAGUUCAGCUCUUCACGAUCCCUCGGGUUAGAAGAGCGACGCUUGCUUCAUUCGUAGUCAUGAUCGGCCAGCAGAUGUGUGGCAUCAAUAUCAUAGCCUUUUACUCGUCUACCGUCUUUAAAGAGGCAGGAACUUCUGAUUUCAACGCCCUCCUCGCCUCGUGGGGAUUCGGCUUGGUUAACUUCAUCUUUGCUUGGCCGGCCAUUUGGACGAUUGACACCUUCGGUCGCCGUGCUCUUCUUCUAUUUACAUUUCCCAACAUGGCAUGGUCUUUGUUGGCCUCCGGUCUCUGUACGCUUAUCCCUAAAACAUCACAACUGCAUGUGGGACUUGUGGCAUUGUUCGUCUACCUCUUUGCCGUUUUCUACUCCCCUGGCGAGGGACCCGUGCCCUUUACAUACAGCGCAGAGGUAUUUCCACUUUCCCACCGCGAGGUUGGCAUGUCUUGGGCCGUGGCCACUUGUCUCUUCUGGGCCGCCGUGCUGUCCAUUACGUUUCCAAAAAUCCUGGCAGCUCUUGGUGUACUCGGUUCCUUCUGUCUGUAUGCUGGAUUCAACGUUGCAGCCUUCAUCAUGAUCUUCCUCUGGAUGCCCGAAACGAAGCAACGCACCCUCGAGGAAUUAGAUUACGUCUUUGCUGUCCCUACGAGUGUAUUUAUCAAGUACAACACUACUAAGGUGGUUCCGUGGUGGUUCAGGCACUACAUCCUGUGGCAGCAUGACGCCACUUUAGAACCGCUCUAUCGUUUUGAUAUGCAAGAUGACCAUUCUUCUACUGGUACACCAAGCAUAGUGGUAGACGAUCACGAUCAUUCAGGUACUAUCAGUGACGCAGGGGCGACUAUCGAUACGAGGGAGUCUGAUAGGCCACAGGAAACAUCAGACAGCGCUAUCGCUACAGCUACGGGAGCUGAAGCUGUUACUAUAUUCUCUCAGGCAGAGGGGGAUGUGGCCGCUUUGCGUCGCUUUUCCUGGCACGGCUCGGGAACUCAUAGACACCCUACUACGGAUAGCCCAUACUCUACGUGAGGUAGGCAAAGUUGAAAAGAAGGUUUCAUCAUGAGGGUGACUCUACACUAUAGGUAUUCAGUACCUACCUACUAUGCAACUUGUACCCUUCUAUAUUGUACAAUACCUACAUGGUAGGAGAGAUACCUAGGUUGCGUUCCGCCGAGGUUGGCAUCCGUGUUCGUGGUGACUUGCAAUUAUCUAAGUUAGUUAAUUAGAC